CGCCUUUAUGGUUUUCCAACUCUAUUCGCACGCUGCACUGUAUACCACCACCGACGGAAUUCAUCCACUGAACUCUGUAAAGUAUGCAGCCAAAAGUUCAGCCGAGGUUGGUGAACAGAGAAGUAUGAAUUACGGUGGAAGAACCGCAGUCGAUCUGGAAGCUGCCACUUCAAGCGGAAGCGCGGAAAAGGAUGAAGAAGAGAGUAUGCUACACCUCAACCUUUGGGUUCUGGUAGGCUCUCUCGUGGUUGUCACAGUGCUUGUAUCUGUGACGGCUGAAUGGCUGGUGGAUGCUGUUGACGGGAUCGUAGACGAAGGACAUCUAAGUACUGAAUUCGUUGGGAUCAUUCUGCUCUCGGUUGUUGGGAAUAUUGGAGACUUAUUUACUGCUGUCUCGAUGGCGAUGAAGGACAAAGUGAAUCUAAGCAUCGCGAUUGCUGUUGGGUCGAGCAUACAAACUGCUCUGUUUCUCACGCCAUUCCUCGUCAUUUUGGGAUGGAUCCUUGGGAAGCCAUUGACGCUCCUUUUCGACCCUUACGACUCUAUCACCCUCUUUGUUUCUGUUCUGAUCGUCAACUACGUGGUACAGGAUGGCAAAUCGAACUGGCUGGAGGGGUUUAUACUGUUAGCCCUGUACGCUCUUGUUGCUGUGACUUUUUUCUUCUAUCCGGGCCAAAAUACGUCCGUUUUGUGUCAUUGAAAUCGCUAGAUGCAUCAUUUCGAUAUACUUACUUUCUUACUGCCAAGUGAUGGAGAUCGGUGGAGCUUCAUCGAGCGGAGAGGUGCGGGAUAUAAUACCUAAUCUACAUGUACAAUCUUAAUCCUAAC
Marasmius oreades (fairy-ring Marasmius) is the source of this 828-nucleotide messenger RNA. RefSeq lists its product as uncharacterized. The annotation marks the transcript as partial. The record is from RefSeq and is a predicted model, not a curated record. Gene Ontology annotation, cellular component: fungal-type vacuole membrane. Gene Ontology annotation, biological process: intracellular calcium ion homeostasis; calcium ion transmembrane transport. Gene Ontology annotation, molecular function: calcium:proton antiporter activity. The transcript is spliced from 8 exons. NCBI's taxonomy places the organism in Eukaryota, Fungi, Basidiomycota, Agaricomycetes, Agaricales, Marasmiaceae.